AUGGCAGCCCUGGUGGCAGUGGUGGUGAGGAUAAUUAUUGAGAUCACUGCAGUACUAUUGACGGACUUCCUGUGUGGCCAGAAUCACUGUAAUGGUGGAUCAUGUCAUCCAGCUCUUGGAGACCUGCUGGUGGGUCGCAGUGCACAGCUAACUGCUUCAUCAACAUGUGGGUUGUUUGGCCCUCAGAAAUACUGCAUUAUUGGCUACCUGGAGGAUGAGCAGAAGUGUUUCACCUGUGAUUCCCGAGAUCCGUAUCAUCCAGUUUUCCAGGCCGACAGUCACUUGAUUGAAAAUGUUAUCACAAGUUUUGAGACAGAUCGGAAGAAAUGGUGGCAGUCUGAAAAUGGUGUUGACCACGUGAGCAUAAGGCUGGACUUGGAAAAUGUGUUUCAGUUCAGCCAUCUUAUCUUAACUUUUAAGACAUUUCGACCUGCAGCAAUGCUGGUGGAGCGCUCCACAGAUUAUGGCCAAACCUGGAAAGUAUUCCAGUAUUUCGCACAAGAUUGUGCUGCAUCUUUUCCGGCCAUUCCUUCAGGUCCAGCCAGAUCAGUAGGAGAUCUUAUUUGUGAUUCCAGGUAUUCGGAUAUUGAACCCUCAACUGAAGGGGAGGUUGUUUUCAAAGCUCUGGAUCCCAGCUUUGAAAUAGAAAAUCCCUAUGUCCCAUACAUCCAAGAGCUAAUUACUUUUACAAAUCUGAGAAUAAACUUCACAAAGCUUCACACACUUGGUGACACUUUACUUGGCCAAAAGCAACAUGACCCUCUGGAAAAAUACUACUAUGCACUUUACGAAAUGGUUGUUCGUGGAAGCUGCUUUUGUCAUGGUCACGCCAGCUCCUGUGGUCCUGGGCAAAAUCUACGGGGUGAUGUUUUCCAUGACCCUGGGAUGGUCCAUGGGAAUUGCCUCUGUGAACAUAACACAGAAGGUUUGUCCUGUGAAAGAUGCAAGGAUUUCUACAAUGAUGCUCCCUGGAGACCAGCUGAAGGAUCACAGGAAAAUGCUUGCCAAAAGUGUGAAUGCAAUGGUCAUUCUGAAAGUUGUCAUUUUGAUAUGGCGGUGUAUCUUUCCACUAACCAUGUCAGUGGUGGAGUGUGUGAAGACUGUCAACAUAAUACAGUGGGACAACACUGUGAUCGGUGCAAGCUUUUUUUUUAUCAAGACCCCCAGAAAGCAAUUUCAGACCCUCAUGCAUGUAUCCCUUGUGCCUGUGAUCCAGAUGGUACCCUGUACAAUGGGCUGUGUGAUGGUCAUACGGACCCUGCUCUUGGAACUGUUGCUGGCCAAUGCCACUGCAAGGAAAAUGUGGAAGGAGUACAUUGCGACAAGUGCAAGCCAAACUUCUAUGGACUGAGUGGAAGCGAUCCCCUUGGCUGUCAAUCCUGCAACUGUGAUCCUUCUGGAAGCCUCCCUUUCUCUGCAUGCAAUCCCAUGACUGGAGAGUGUCUGUGCCAGCAGUUUGCCACCGGGCAACAUUGUGAGAAAUGCCUUCAAGGAUACUGGGGUCUUGGAAGUAACUUCCAUGGCUGUUUGCCAUGCGACUGUGACAUUGGUGGUGCCCACAAUAACUUGUGUGCAACUAUUGAUGGUCAGUGUGAGUGCCUUCCUAACAUAGUGGGCCGUCAGUGUACUGACCCAGCUGCAGGAUACUUUUUUCUACCUUUGGAUUACUAUAUAUAUGAAGCAGAAGACUCAUGGCCUCUCCCAGGAUCCUUACCUUUGGGUUCAGUUCUAUCUGUCAGGAACUCUGCUCUGGAUAUUGUCAUUAGGGAGCCCAUUCCUGGAAAGCCUGUGACGUGGUCAGGGCUAGGUUUUGUGCGUGUCCAAAGUGGAACAGGGCUAAGAUUUACAGUCAACAACAUUCCUUUCUUGAUGGAUUUUAAUCUCAUCAUUCGUUAUGAGCCUGAGACUUCAGAAGAUUGGAUAGCGAGCAUUGUUGUAAAGCCUUCUGGUACUAUGGGAAGUGAACACUGUAAGAACAAGGCAAUCCUGCAAGAACCUCACUCACUCGCUUUGCCAUAUACAAUGAGAAUUGCACUGUUACCUACUCCUGCAUGCUUUGAACCAGGAACAGAAUAUUUUGUAGAUGUCUAUUUUUCCAAGUCUUCUGUCUCUGAUCUAACAACUCCACCAUCCAUAUUGAUUGAUUCACUUGGGCUCAUUCCCAGAAUCAGUUCGGUGGAAAACUUUUGCAGCAAAAACGAUUUAGAAGAGUACCAGCAAUACCACUGUGUUGAAAUAGCUUCAGAAAUUGGACCACAUAUCCUGCCAGAAGCAUGUGCAAAACUAAUAGCAAGUCUGUCUGCUCAUAUUCACAAUGGAGUAGUUUCCUGCAGGUGUCACCCACAAGGAUCUGUGAAUGCAAACUGUGAGAAACUUGGAGGCCAAUGUCAAUGCAAAGCAAACGUCAUAGGUCGCUGUUGUGAUAAAUGUUCAGCUGGAAGCCACAGUUUUGGGUCCCAGGGUUGUAUCCCGUGUGACUGUCAUCCUCAAGGAUCAGUAAGUGCGCUCUGUGACCAGGAGACUGGGCAAUGCUCAUGCCGGCCAGAAGUGGAUGGCCAACAGUGUAAUCGAUGCUUGGCUGGAUAUUUUGGUUUUCCCCAUUGUCGGCCUUGCCCUUGCAAUGGCUUUGCAGAACUCUGUGACCCACAGACUGGAGCAUGCUUGAAUUGUAGAGGGUUUACAAUGGGAGCCAACUGUGAAAGAUGUGUAGAUGGUUAUUAUGGGGAUCCUCUCAAAAGGGAGUCCUGUCGUCCAUGUAUGUGCCCAGAUUCUCCUCUAAGCAGUAGGUACUUUGCACAUUCCUGUUAUCAAGAUCCUUGGACGAUGCAAUUAAUCUGCAACUGUUUUGCAGGCUACACAGGUGAUUGGUGUGAUGAGUGCUCUGAUGGGUUCUAUGGGAAUCCAAAGAUGGCAGCAGGCCAGUGUCUCCCAUGCUCUUGCAAUAAUAAUAUUGAAGCAACAGAUCCAGACUCAUGUAACAAAGAUACUGGAGAGUGCGUGAAAUGCUUAUACAACACACAAGGGCCAAACUGCCAGUUCUGCAAACCCGGUUAUUUUGGAUCAGCACUUCUGCAGAACUGUACAAAAUGUGAUUGCAACCUUCUUGGGGUGAACCCAACAGAAUGCCCAUCUGGAGAUGGCAUUUGCCUGUGUGACCAGACAACCGGGGAGUGCCCUUGCUUGCCUAAUGUUAUAGGCACCAAGUGUGACCAAUGUGCUCCUGGCUACUGGAACCUGGUCCAGGGAACUGGAUGCCACCUCUGUAACUGCAAUGUAGAAAAUUCCCAAAAUAACUUGUGUGACCAGUUUACAGGUCAAUGUCCAUGCAAAUUGGGCUACACUGGAAAACACUGUGACAAAUGUGAUGAAAAUUAUUUUGGUGAACCUCAGAGCAAUUGUAUUUCAUGUAAAUGUAACAAGGAUGGAACUCGGAGGCCUGAGUGUGACAAAGACACUGGAGUGUGCAACUGCCGUGCUGGGGUCACUGGAAGGUUUUGUGACCAAUGUGCCCGAGGUUAUAGCCAGGAGUUUCCUUCCUGUCCCCGUUGCCACAUUUGUUUUGAUCAGUGGGAUAAUAUAAUCAGUUCCCUAUCUCAGAAAAUCCAAACUUUAAUGAGAUUUGCUGCAACACUAGGAGACAAGAGGAAGACAAUGUCUGGUUGUGAUAUAGACUUCAAAGGCUACGAAGAUACAAUUUCUGAAAUAGAAAUAAUGUUAAAAAGCCCCAUCCUGUCAUCAGAGGUGCUCUUAAAAAUUAAGAAGGAACAUGACUAUAUCAGACAAAAGGUUUCACAAAUGUAUCUCCAGCCUGACUUUGUGGAUCAGUUUCCUGAAUUAAGCAGGAUGCUGGAAAACUUAAGAAAAGAUGCUGAUCAGCUCUCUGAAACCCUGCAAAAGAGAACUGAACUGUAUCACAGGAUUGAUCACAGGUACUUCCAAGAUUCCCUCAACAAAAUAAAGGAUUAUUACGAAAUAAUGUUAUUGGCUGGAGAGAGAAUUAAUGGAACAAAGGCCGUCCUAACAUAUAGUGGAAAAACCAGAAUUAGUAUACUUGCCAUGUUAGAUGAUCUGGUCCCUAAAGAAAACACAACAUUGGAUCAGCUGAUGCUCAGGACUUCCGAUAUUCAAAACCUAAAUGAAAAGAUCUGUGGGAUCCCAGGAAACCUGCCUUGCCUGGUGGCUGAGUGUGGUGGUGCUUUAUGCAGAGACAUCCAGGGAAACAAACACUGUGGUGGUCCACACUGCAGUGGAGCACUCCCUGUUUCUAAAAAUGCUCUUGGAAGAGCUGGUGAGACAGCCAUCUUGCUAAAUAACUUGACCAAUCAAAUACAAGGAUCUGACAAUAAGAUAGAAAGUAUCAGGAGAAUGACUGAGGAUACAAAGAAUAAAACUGCACAGAUAAAUGGAGAGCUGGAGAAAAGUAAACAUCAAAUAGAAAAGGAAGGAGAACAUAUCAAAGAGCUCAUCACCAGCGUGAAGAACUUUCUCUUGGAGGAAAGCGCACCUCCAGAAGACAUAGAGAAAGUGGCUAAUUAUGUGCUGGGCAUCAAGUUGCCAGGGAUGCCUCAACAGCUUACAGAUGCGCUCAACAGACUGAAAAGUCUGAUGGUACACUGUGAGGAUUCUGCAACUUACACGGACAAGUUAGAUAAACAAGAAGAAGAGGCAAGGCAACUUUUGAAGAAAGCACAAGAAACUGAGAAAGCAGCAAAAGGUCUCCCAACUCUUGAUGAAACAAUAAGCAAUUUGAAUGAAGUGGAAAGUAUUCAAGGACAAGUUAGAGAUGACAUUGGAAACUUAAAUAGAAAAAUAGAAGAAAUAAAAGCAAAAAAUUCAGAGACUGGGAACCAAAUGAACAAAGCAGAUACUGAAUUACGGGACAUUUCAGGAAAGCAUUCAGAUCUGGAAGAGGAAUUUUCUUCCCUGAAGACUAAAGUGCAGCUGACUAGGAACCAAGUAAAAAAUACAAGAUCAGAAGCAGAAAAAGCACAGAAUCAAACUAUGGUGACUAAUGAGGAAUUUGCUAAUCUUAAAAGAGAAUAUGCUAACUUGCAAGAACUGAAAGCCAAGGGCCUUCCACUGAAAACCUUAGAGAAACUGAACCAGCUAAAAAAAGAGGCAGAGGAAUUAGCUAAAGAGACUGAAGAGAAAACAAAAAGAAUAGCAGACUUGGAAAAGAAGAUACAAGAUCUGAACCAGAUUAAACAAAGUAAGGCUAAUCUGCUGAAACAACUGGAGGAGCAAGUCAUAGCCAUUAAAAAUGAGAUUACUCAGCAGUCAAAUCGAUAUGAAAGUUGCCAAAAUUAG
This is a messenger RNA of Varanus komodoensis (Komodo dragon), 5307 nucleotides long. RefSeq names its product laminin subunit beta 4 (gene LAMB4). The transcript has 33 exons. NCBI's taxonomy places the organism in Eukaryota, Metazoa, Chordata, Lepidosauria, Squamata, Varanidae. The record is from RefSeq and is a predicted model, not a curated record. Bases 1 to 5307 code for a protein of 1768 amino acids.